Molecule: messenger RNA, 1038 nt
Organism: Pisolithus orientalis
Lineage: Eukaryota; Fungi; Basidiomycota; Agaricomycetes; Boletales; Pisolithaceae
Exons: 5
Coding region: 1-1038 (345 amino acids)
Source: RefSeq, a predicted model, not a curated record
AUGGCGAUACCGCCCAACAACAAUCGUAACAGCGCCCGGGAUGACGGGCCUGGUACAUGGCCUUCCCAUCCUUCUUCAAACAACAGAUCUCAAGCGGCGGAACCCGAGGAAGACGGGCUUUCAGACGCCUCUUCUGUUCUGACACAGCUUGGAAACGACGAGUUUCCAAGACACUUCACCGAGCGCGAAGGGCGUCUCUUCCAUGCUCAUGAUGGCUCGCCGUAUCCAAUGCCCGUAGAUGGCGGGGAACAAACGAGACUGGACGCACUUCACCACCUACUCUACGAGCGCUUGGACUCGCACUUCGCAGGACCCGUCGGCGACGUGCUAGCCCAAGAGCCAGGCAGGCACAGGCGCGUUUUGGAUUUGUGUACCGGUACGGGUAGAUGGGUCAUGGAUAUGGCAAGUAUAUUCCCUAACGCCAAGUUUUCUGGCAUCGAUAUAGGUGCGAUCAGAAUCACUUGCGCUUACCGCUUACAUACUUACCUAUUCACAAACUCUGACGGAACCAUGGAUUUUGUGCACGCACGCAACGUAUCACUGGCAGUUCCUCACUACCCCCCGAUGUUACGCGAAGCCACACGGGUUCUGCGCCGAGGAGGUCUCUUCUUCUCCGGGGAGAUACUUCGCCAAGUGACGUUUGAUCCGGAGUGCUUCCAGGGCGUGCCGGCCUUGGAUGCGCCCCGGGCAGACAACUUUUAUAGACUCAUCAAUAGAACGUUGGCACUUCGAGGUCUAAACAACUACACAGACAGAAUUGCGGAGUUCGUUCACGCAAGCGGGCAAUUUGGUGCUAUCCGCCGACAAAACUAUGUGAUUCCGAUCGGGGAAUGGUCGUCGUCCCCGAGUGACCGACGUCUUGGCGUGAGGUGUCGCGACAUCCUGGCCGUGUUUGCCAGAAACCUUGCUCCGAUGCUCAAGGAUGCUGCGCAUCCAGAUGAAUUUAUUGGAGAAAUCAUUGAUGGGUUUGUGGAUGACAUUGGGAGUGUACGUGGCCUAGUUGCGGUAUACCAGACCGUGUUGGCCCGCAGGUGUUAA